Messenger RNA from Aspergillus campestris IBT 28561, 1886 nucleotides. RefSeq names its product UDP-N-acetylglucosamine diphosphorylase. Bases 354 to 1886 code for a protein of 510 amino acids. The record is from RefSeq and is a predicted model, not a curated record. Gene Ontology annotation, molecular function: UDP-N-acetylglucosamine diphosphorylase activity. Gene Ontology annotation, biological process: UDP-N-acetylglucosamine biosynthetic process. Lineage: Eukaryota; Fungi; Ascomycota; Eurotiomycetes; Eurotiales; Aspergillaceae. The transcript is spliced from 3 exons.
GCUGUCCUCAGUGAAAGCGAUUCUGGUCCAAGUAUUGGUUCCAAUUGCUGAGUCGGGCUAAAAAUAACCCAUCUCCUGACACAGACGGAGGAAAAGGAAGAAAGAGCUGGAGUGAUCAGCAUACUAACUAGAGAUGCUUUAGUGUGUUAUACAUAAAUACCUCUCGGCCUAGACUGGAAUAUUCAAGCAUUCACUCUCAGCUCCUUAUCCUCCUCCUCCAUCUUCCCUACUAUUCUCCUCUUACUCUCCUCUGUCUCGCCUACCUUUCUUUCCAUUCAGCCCGUGUCACAUUCUCAGUCUAGAUUUAUUAACUAUUUUUUUUUCUCUAUUUUAACAAACGCAAAGUCAUCGCCAUGGCUGCCGCUAUCAAAGAAACGGUCUCGAACCUAGUCAAUAAGAUCCACGGACAACCAGAAGAUGCCCCGCGUGAACCGUCCGCCGAGGAAUUCCAACAGCUGCGACAAAAGUAUGAGGCCGCCAACCAAGGCCAUGUGUUUGCGUUCAUCGACGAACUGAAGCCCCUCGAGAAGACCCUCCUCUUCCACCAACUGGCCAACUUCGACCCCACCCGCAUCAACGAGCUCGCCGACAAGGCCCUCAACCCCUCCCAAACCCACGAAGAAUCCGCCGCCUCCCUCGAACCUCUCCCCGACGUCGCCACCGCCUCCAUCCUCGACUCCGAUCCCAAAGACCUCCAGCGAUGGUACGAUGAGGGUCUCCAGCUCGUCGCGGACAACAAGGUCGCCGUCGUGUUGAUGGCCGGCGGCCAGGGUACCCGUCUCGGAAGCUCCGCCCCCAAGGGCUGCUUUGACAUCGGUCUCCCCAGCCACAAGCCGCUCUUCCAGAUCCAGGCUGAGCGCAUCGUCAAGCUGCAGCAGCUGGCUCAGAAGAUCUCCGGCAAGCCGGCUGUCAUUCCCUGGUAUGUGAUGACCAGCGGGCCUACGCGCAAGCCGACGGAGCAGUUUUUUGAGAAGCAUAAUUACUUUGGUCUGGAUAAGAGCAAUGUCUCUAUCUUUGAGCAGGGCGUCCUGCCUUGUAUCUCCAACGAGGGCAAGAUCAUGCUGGAGAGCAAAUCCAAGGUCGCAGUCGCCCCCGAUGGCAAUGGCGGCAUCUACCAAGCGCUGGUGACGUCCGGCGUGCGGGAAGACAUGCGUGCGCGCGGCAUCGAGCACAUCCACAACUACUGCGUCGACAACUGCCUCGUCAAGGUCGCCGACCCGGUCUUCAUCGGCUUCGCAGCCUCGAAGAAGGUCGACAUCGCGACCAAGGUGGUGCGCAAGCGCAACGCCACCGAGUCCGUGGGCCUGAUCCUGCAGCGCAACGGCAAGCCCGAUGUGGUCGAGUACUCCGAGAUCGACGAGGCGACCGCCGAAGCGGUGGACCCCAAGCAGCCGGACCUGCUCAAGUUCCGCGCGGCCAACAUCGUCAACCACUACUACUCGUUCAAGUUCUUCGAGUCGAUCGAGACCUGGGCGCACAAGAUGCCGCACCACGUCGCCCGCAAGAAGAUCCCCUGCAUCCUGGCUGAGAGCGGCGAGUUCUACAAGCCUGAGAAGCCGAACGGCAUCAAGCUGGAGCAGUUCGUCUUUGACGUCUUCCCCAUGACGCCUCUGGAGAAGUUUGCUUGCAUCGAGGUCCGCCGCGAGGACGAGUUCUCGCCGCUGAAGAACGCCCGCGGGACUGGCGUCGACGACCAGGAUACCAGCCGGCAGGAUAUCAUGAGCCAGGGGCAGCGGUGGAUCGAGAAGGUCGGCGGUGUGGUUGUCACUGAUGGUGAGGCUGUCGGUGUGGAGGUUUCUCCUUUGAUCAGCUACGGCGGAGAAGGACUGGAGUUCCUCCAAGGACGCGAGAUCAAGGCCCCGGCCGUGAUCGAAAAGGAGGAAUAG